CGUCUCCGCGCAUGCUCAGACUGUUUCCGCGUGACAUCGACCCGCUGCUACGGCGGGCCACUUGUGACCAAGUACGCGGCGAGCGGACGCCACUUAUUCGGCUCAGGUUAAAAGGAACGGAGAGAGUUCUAUUCCACUGACGUUCUGUUCCAGCAACAUGAAAUUGUCCAAUCUUAUGCCGCGCCAAUGGAUUUAAGUGAAGGAUCCAAAGAUUCUGUGCCUGCUCUUCAUCAGUGGUCAACCAAGCGCAAAGAACAAAGCGAGGGAAUGGAGGUGUCACAUGCAUUGGUUGAAGAUCCAGAAAGUGAGGUGAGCGAAAACUGCAGGCAAGGUGCAACCACUGGGCCUGAAGAUGCGAAGGACUUGGGUGGCAGUGGUGAUCUGGAAUUAAAGGUGGACUCCGAUGCAUAUCAAAGUAAUAUCGGGACACAAGGUAGCAAGCAGCCAUCUGCUGGUGACCCUCCGGCCAAAAGAAUAAAACUUGACACUUUGGAAGGAUCGCACGAUAGCAGGAACACUGUGGUCGCAGAGACCAAUUCACUGCCAAUUCUGCCAUCUGACCUGAAGCAAUCUCAGAUGCAUACCAGUGAAGUGCAAAAUGAUGUCAAGGGAGUUGCAGAAGACCAAACUGGAGUUUGCCAGAAUCAGACUAACAAGAUUGAAGCAGGAGCAGCUCUGCCAUGCGCCUCUUGCAACUUUACAGCGAGAAACAAAAUUGCACUAAAAAUUCACACAAAGCAACUUCACUUCAAUGACAAUGAUCUUGUCUGUGAGAUCUGUAAUGUUACCAGCUUAUCAAAGAAGAGCCAUAGAAAGCACCUUUCUUCAAUUCUCCACAAAAAGCUAUCGAAAGGCACAAGGAAAAAUACAGGCACAAAGGAAGGAUUUAACUGUAGGCUUUGUGGCCUGUUGUUGCCUUCGCGCUAUGACUUGGACAAACACAUUAAGGAGAAUCAUUCUAAAAGGUCCAAAGCCCAUGUUUGCCCUCAGUGCAAAUUCAAGGCAGAGAGUGGAGCAGCUUUGCAGGCACAUCUCAAACAAAAUCAUGUGCAAAAAGAAAGUUUAAGCUGUGAGUUGUGUGGCUUCCGGUGUUACGAUGAAAACCUACUGAAAACCCAUUGCCAUGGGAAAACCCACCUCCGCCGUAAGAAUCUUGCGGCACGAGGUGGAUAUAUACAUUUGCUCUCCAAAAAGAGGCCUCCCGCCGAAUCUGGUUCAAAAGGCAAAGUGGACAGAGCAAAAUGCAUUAAUUCCAAUGACUUAAAUUUGAGCAAGAAACCCGAAAAUUUGGGAAGAACAAGGAGCAAAAGCUCUGCGCAGAAGAAUAACGGAAGUGCAAAGUGUUUUGAGAAAUCCAAGCAUCCAGGUAAUGAUCACUGUGAAGAAGCUGCAUCCAGUAAAACAGAUGAACGAGCAGAGCUUGAUGAUAGCUGUGCUGGAAAAACAAUGCCCCAAAGAACUUCACGAAGAGUAAAGGAGCCAACUCAUCUUCUCAAGGAACAGGUUGGCAAACAAAGAUUAAAGUGCUCUGAAGAAGGUACCGUUAGUGGUUUGAGACCACGUAGUGGGCGAUGCACGGACAACUCUGAACAUAUUCGGCGCACGAGAAGUGGGCUUUCCCAUGAAUUGGUGAGGAAACAGAGGCUUUCUCAAAACCUUCGAGGACGAAGAAGUCUUUUGACAAAGGAUAAGUGCCAAGGCAGAGACCGGCAUCCUCGUCGUAGAGAGGUUAUUCCUGAUUUCCAGCCAAGUAGAGGCAAACCUCCUGGAAAGAGAAACGGGGGUGUAAAAUCGAAAGGUAAAAAUGUCAGAGCAACAGACAAACAAGACGAUAAACCUGAGAAUGAAGCGGAACCUGGUGAUGCAGCCUCAUCAAUGGUAACCGAUGAUGUGAAUGUAGAAAACAAGAAGUCUUCUACAAUAAGUUGCCCAAAUGGAAAUGAAGAAGGCCAAACAACUACACCAGUUGUUCUUCAUGAACCAACACUAGUUAAAAACAACACAGAAAGUACGUCCCAGGUUCAAAACCUCGUGUCCCCGUCUACCAACAUUGGAGAUAAUAAAGGCCCCAACCUUGAGAACCCUGAAAUGAAGCUAAGCCCGGCCGACCGCAAAGCCCUUCGCACUUGCUCCUACUGUAGUCAUGUGUUUCAGAACAGAAAAGGGUUGGAGGUUCACAUAAAGAGGCGCCACACAAAAGAAAUGGACUUCCACUGUCAACCGUGUGGCUAUGCUUGUGUCACAAAGGGUGACUUUGAAAAGCAUUGUCAAAGCAAUAGGCAUCAAUUAAAUUUCUCUCAAAUUGAUUGUCGGCUCUGCACGUUUGUGACCACAGAUGAAGGGGCUCUGAAGGAGCACAUGAGCCAAGAACACAAAAUGGCCUUUUACUGCUCAACAUGCAGACUGCACUUUGCACUGGAAGAGGAUCUCGUUGAUCACGAAGGCUCCGAGCAGCAUACAAGCCAACUGCUUCCACCGCAGAAAGAGAACACAUUGGAACAAAUUGCAAAUCAACAGCCGAGGGAAGAAAAUCUAAUUAAAAUCAUCUCAGAUGGCAAUGCAGAACUCGCCAUUCCAAGAUCUGGCCUUUCGUUAAAAGAUCCCCAGAAACCUUCUAUAGCCAGAGUGGUUGCAGGUAACAUUUUGAGGCGUUCAACACAUAGUAGGCUUCAAUUGCAGUGCAAAAGCUGCUUUUACAAAGCUCGAUCAGCAACUGUACUUUUGAAGCACAUAAGACUCCGACAUGCACAAGAGUAUCGAUUUCUUUGCAAAGUAUGUAGCCUCUACACGAUUAGCAGAGAAGCUAUGGAAAAACAUAUUAAACGGAGUAGACACAUUGAGAAUGCUAAGAAAAGAAACCUAGGGCCAUCAGUGGAUGAAUGUGUGGAAGAGGUGUCCAUCGAUAUCCAGGAUGUCCAAAAAACUAUAAAGACUACUGGGGCUUUGGGGAAUGUUAAUAGUGAGAUAGACAAAGGCUGCGUCCAGGUCCUUGAGCCUUCGAAAUCCAAAGAGGAAUUUGUUGUAACCUGGGAAAUAUCAGAAGGUGAUGCAACCAAUGUGGAAAAUGUUCAAAAAGACAGUGUUCUUCCGAUAACAGAAGGCAUGAAGAAAGAGCGGCCAAAAGGUGCUAUCUCCAGAACGUGUCCCCAAUGUGGUUUAUUGGCUUCCAGUGUGACAAACCUGAACAUUCACAUAAGGCGGAAACACAGCCAUCAAUAUAGCUACUUUUGCAAGGCAUGUAACUACUAUACUGUCACCAAAGGAGACAUGGACCGUCACUGCAACACAAAGAAACACAAAAAUCGCGCUGAUGUCUCCAAGCCUGUAGAGAUCUGUAGGAAAGCCAUCACACCUGACAACAAUAAGGAAAAUCCUCAAACGGUUGGAACUGAUCCUCCUGCACUUCCUGCAAUUGAUUGCGUUGAGCAAAGCAACAGAGUUUCAACUCCAGAGAUCCCUGAAGUAAAUGGGCAAGCUGGAGUCGUUGAAAACUGUACCCGUGUAAAUUUAGAGAGUGUAACGUCAGUCCAAAAUCAGUCGCGUGUGGAUGAGCAAAAAGGGCCAGAGGCAAUUCUUGAGGUGGAAUCAAAUAGUACGGGGCAGGAUGGCAGUUCAUCAAGUUCAAAGCGACUCAAAGGAAACCAUGCCACUACUUGUGCGUACUGUGGUUUUGUGGCUUAUUCCCAAGCUACUCUGGAAUUGCAUGUUAAGCGCAAACACACAAAGGAUUUUGACUACUACUGCAUGGCCUGUGACUACUAUGCUGUCACUAGACGGGAAAUGAUGAGACAUGCUUUUACAGAAAAGCAUAAGCUCAAAAGUCAAUCCUACCUUAAAUUAAAUCAUGUUAAAGGACAACCUGAGAUGAGUGGAUCCAUAACACCAACUGAUGCGGCAAACGAUGGGAAUAAGAAGGAAGAGAAUGAGAAUUCUACACUUAAAGGGAGAAGCGAUGAGGGGGAGAAAGCUUCAGAAAUUCCUCUAGAGGCUACCCAGGAGUUUGCAUCAAGCAUUGAACCUGAGAGAUUACCAGAAAGCAAGGAGGUAACUUAUGAGCAUGAAGAGACGACUGCUGUGUUUGAGUCGACAGUAACGGAGGAAAAAUCCUUCCAAAUUGAGAUGGUUAACCAAGAAGAACUUGUUGAGACAUUACCCACAGUGCAGAAUUCAGAGAAUUGUGCUGAAGUUGAACCUGGAAAGUUAAAUGCAGAUACCACCUGCCCAGGUGCCAAGAGUCAUUCCCGAGAUUUGAAUUCUGCUUCAGUUGAGUCAGUGCAACAGGAAAACUCUCACGAUCAGGUUUGUGAUGCACCACUGGAAGGCAAUUCAAGUCGGUGUGUAGACACAGUCACAGUGCAGGAAACUAAUGCGACAAGCAAUGACACUGGUUUACAAGUUGAAGCUUCUCAGACUGGAGCAGUGGGUGACCAUCUAGCGGGACCCCAAGGAAGUGAUAGUCCGAAAGAUGAUGUUAAAUCGACUGUGAACUUGAGUAGCAGACCAGGUGAAAUGGUUGAUCCAAAUGCAAACAUGUUAAGUGACAGUGGUUUGCCAGAGGAUGCAAAGCUGGGAGUGGAACCUUCAUCCCUCCUUGGAGGCAGUGAAGGUAACUCCACAGAACAGAGUGAAGAUGGAGAUCCGAAUGUCACAGGAAUUCAGCAGCCAGAGAAGAAUCUGGAUAACAUUCAAGUUAACCUUGUGCAGCAAGUUGAGAACAGCUGUGAAGACAUUGCUGCUCCAGCUACAACGGAGGUGCCUGGGCAAAAUGAGGCAGACUGUAAUCAGGUUACAGAGGCUGAAGAAGCUCAAAAUAAAGGCCAAGCAAUUGUGAGUGAGAAGACCGUGGAUGCAAAUAAAGUGACACAAGACCUGGACGGUGACACUGUGGAAGCAGCUGAGAGUUCAAGCGAUGACCUUCGAAAGAUGGAAUUCCAGGUUAAAGGACUGCAAAAAUAUUUUGAGUUUGAUGCUUCCAUUGUCCGAUUAAAGAACAAGUCAUUGACUGAAAAACCUGAGGGCACUGACACUAGUGAGGAUAGCCAGGGAGUGGAUGGAAUCUCACCCAGCGAGUGGGCUGUUGCGAUUUACAAGACCGAUCCUUCACAGCCUGCAAGGAAGAGGAAAGCCAAAGGUGCCUUGCUGCAGGACCCAAAACGUAUUUGCUGUGAAGACUGUGGGUUCUUAGCUGAUGGUAUCAAUGGGUUGAACGUCCACAUCGCUAUGAAGCAUCCUUCUGCGGAAAAACACUUCCACUGCUUGCUGUGCGGGAAAUCCUUCUACACAGUGAGUAACCUGCAUCAGCAUUUGGCCAGUGUUGGUCACCAGAGGAUGGAACAGGAGAGCGUGGAAGAGUUGCCUGAGGGUGGAGCUACCUUCAAAUGCGUCAAGUGCAGCACACCUUUUGAUUCAGAGCAGGACCUCUUUGUACACAUAAAGCAGAAGCAUGAGGAAAUGCUGAGGGAAGUAAACAAGUACAUCGUGGAAGACACUGAGCAGAUAAACUGUGAGCGGCAGGAGAAUCGAGGGAACGUCUGCAAGUACUGUGGGAAGGUGUGCAAGAGCAGCAAUUCUCUGGCAUUCCUUGCUCACAUCCGCACGCAUACUGGAUCAAAACCUUUCCGAUGUACACUCUGCAAUUUUGCAACAGCACAGUUAGGAGAUGCUCGUAAUCAUGUCAAACGACAUCUUGGGGUGCGUGAAUACAAGUGCCACAUGUGUGGAUGGGCCUUUGUUAUGAAGAAACAUCUUAGCACUCAUUUAUUGGGCAAACACGGUAUUGGAACACCAAAGGAAAGGAAAUUUGUGUGCGAAAUCUGUGACCGGACUUUCACAGAGAAGUGGGCCUUGACGAAUCACAAGAAGCUGCACAUGGGCCAGAAGCCAUUCAAGUGCCCUUGGCUGACCUGCCACUAUUCCUUCCUCACAGCAUCCGCCAUGAGAGAUCACUUUAGGACCCACACAGGGGAGAAGUCAUUUCUGUGUGACCUCUGCAGAUUUGCCGGUGGAACUCGCCAUGCUCUAACAAAACACCGACGACAGCACACAGGUGAAAAGCCAUUCAAAUGUGACCAGUGCAACUUUGCUUCCACAACGCAAUCUCAUCUGACCCGACACAGACGUGUCCACACAGGAGAGAAGCCUUAUAAGUGCCCUUGGUGUGAUUACAGGUCGAACUGUGCUGAGAAUAUCCGGAAGCACAUUCUGCACACUGGCAAACACGAAGGUGUACUGAUGUACAAUUGCCCAAAGUGCGAGUAUGGAACCAACAUCCCAUUAGAAUUUCGGAACCACCUCAAGGAACUUCAUCCUGAUAUCGAGAAUCCAGAUCUGGCUUAUCUGCAUGCAGGCAUAGUCUCCAAGGCAUAUGAGUGUCGACUAAAAGGACACGGGGCACAAUUUGUGGAAACAGCUCCUCCAAGCGCAGAAUCUACUGAAAUUGUGGGCAACUCAGUCAAUGGCAGCUUUCAGCAGCAGGAACCGACCGAGUCUAUCGGGCAAGUCAUCAUUAUUCAAGGCUAUCAAGAUAGCUUUGGAGAAGGUGUUCCCAUCGAUGCCUCUAUGGAAGCUACCGCAGCGGCGACACUUCAGACGCUGGCCAUGGCUGGCCAGAUGACCCAGGUGACGGAGGUGGUCCACCUGACGGAAGACGGUCAACUGAUAGCCACGUCACAUAGUGCCGCACACGCGGGCGCCAUGAUGCCCGGGCAGAUUCUGUCAAGUCACCUGGCGUCCGGCACCACCCAGGUGGUCGUGGUGGAGAGCACCGUCGAAGGGGGGGACCUGGAGGAUGCAUCCAUCACCAUGGAAACGCUUGCUGAUCCCAGUCGGGUCAUCGAACAGGUGGUGACGCAGGAGGACUCAGAGGGGCAGUCGGCGGGCACGCCCACGGCACUGGACGCGCUACUGUGCGCCAUCACGGAGCUGGGGGCGGUGGAGGUCAGGUCCGCUGAGCAGCGAGGCCGUGAGCCCACCAAGGGGGAGUACUGCACGGCGGGGCCUGGCGCCGAAGGGGCCGCGCCGCUCCCAGGCGCGAUGCUGGCAGGUGUGGAGCAGCUCUCCCACAGGGUGCAAGCCGCCAAUGCAGCCAUGAAAGCCGUCGUUGUGGCUUCAGACGUCGGGCAGCCGACUGCCGUUACUGCCGCACAACCUGUUACUCAUGCAUCUCUCAGUGACAUGGUGCAGGAGGUACUACAGUUCACCAUGUGCGACCUCAGGACAGCCAGCCACAUUGUGAAAGACGGCAUCACGCAGGUCAUAGUGACUGAGGAGGGGGCUGCUCACAUGGUGGAGGGAGCAUCCCAGAUCAUAAUGCACGAAGGUGACGAGCAAACGAUAACCACCAGCGGUCACCCUGUGCAGCUGAUAGACUCCGACGGCAGUAUAUCGCAGUUAAUAGUCAUGGAGGAAAUUGCCCAGGCCAUGGUUCAAGGGGCCGCUGCUCACAUGUCCGAGGAAGCAACGCACGUUUUUGUCACGGAGCUGCCGCACGGCAUGGUGAAAGGUAUAGACACCAGGACGGUGACAGAGGUUUACCCACACGGCAUGAUGGAGCUGGUGACUGACGCCGUCUCGUCGCUCGGUCACCCGGUGACAACCAUUGCGCUGACAGAAUGCUACUCGGAGGCCAGGUCGGAAAUCGUCAUGACAGAAUUGCCAGCAGAAACGCAGCAGGAAAUGGAAAUUGGCGGGAACCAGGAGGCAUGACACUCCAUGGGUAGAGCAAGAAACGCAGUGAAAAGAUGCCAUGGUAACUACAUGGUCAUUUGCACCUGUCUGCAACUGGGAAUCUGGCUAUGAAUCCGUGAUGGAGAGAAUGAUAUCCAUUGAACAAGCGAUAACUUAUUAUGAGGACUUCACUGGAACAAUGGAAUUUUGUUUUUUAAUUCACAGUCUGUGACCAUACAGCUCUCGCAGUCAAGUAUGUGCCGGAUGCCUUUUGAAGGCAGCACGGGAGAGUGUAGAUGGGCCUGUGUGUUGCCAUGUACCUCCGCAAUCUCCAUGUAUGGAUUUGCUCAUCCCAGCUGUCAUCAAAGUGGAACGACCCCAGGGGGGGUAACGCAGAGAGGUGAAAGGGUGUACGUGAGAAAAGGAGGGGAACUUUGGCAAUAACUCAAGAACAGUCUUAGUCUUUGUGGAUCAGGUGGAGAGGGGGUGGGAGGGGGGAGUUUUGAGAUCACCUCAGUCUCAGGGAGUGAUGUGGAUCUGGGGGAACCAAAAGUAGUGAAAAAGAAACAUGGUUUACAAAUGAGUUCAAAAAAUGAAUCAUUUAAUGGGGUGACUCAGUCGACCUACGUUUUGUUUCCCCAUUUGAGCACUAAAGAUCCUGAGUGUGAAUCGCCUCAGAACUUUGGUACAAAGCUGAAAGCACUGAUUGAUUGCCACAUAUUUCUUUAAUUACCUUCCUUACACUCAGCAGGAGCAGGAACUGAACAAAAGCCCAGCCAGAAGACAAAGGAAAGGGGUGGGAGAGCUGAGAGAAGGGAAAACUGUAUUCCUUGCAUUUUCCGAACUUACUUUUGGAUUCUGUCAAGGAUGAGGAGAGAGAAAUGAGUUCAAGCAAGUUAUACAUAGCCAGCCUCCAUGAAAUGCUAGAUGUAGUUAGCUAUUUAUUUUUGGUUAUUCAGAUGCUGAUAUUUCUGCCCAAAUUUAUAAAUCCUGAAGAUUGCAGUGAACAUGUUGCUUGUUUUCUUUUGCUUUUUUGGUAAGGAGGGGACAGAGGGUCAGGGCAUAUCAGAAGGAGGUAACAUUUUAAAUGACAUGGAAGAGCAAAUAUACAGGCUUAGGUGGCCUGUAUAACUGUAUAAUAGAUGCAAGAUAACUUGAUAAUGUACGCUUUUAUGUUUGACAAUCGUUAAUCUUGCUUCGGAAAAAGAAAAAGUUUCUCUUUUUUUUUGUUAAGUGCUUGUACCAAUAAAGGUUCUGGAUAAAGAGAGAAAGAAUGAAAAAAGGACAUUUCUAUAAUUCAUACGUUUCAUUUGCAUUUUCAAGACCACAAGUAAUUAAAGAAAAUUGACUAAACUUUUUUAAAGAAAGAGAAUUAGGUGCUUGGCUGAAACCCAGUAUUCUAAGUGAUUCAUAUGUUUACCAAUUAUGAAAAUAAGCCCUGUUUUAAUGUACAAUUAGUGAAUAACAAUAUAAUUAUAUGAUGUGUUUUACACACAGAGCAGCAACCAAUACACUCCUAAAUCUGUCAAAUGCAUAUAAAUAUUAUUUUAUACAUUCUUAAGAAUUUAAUAGGUUCAGAUCUACUUGAUUUUUGUGCCUCUGCAAAGUCCUUGGUGUUUCAUUCUGUUGCAGAAAUAUUAAUUGCAUCCUUUGCAGAGAGUAACAUUCAGAAGGGUGCUAGGCUGUGAAGGGUAUAAAGUGACCACCAGCUAUAUUGUUCACAUUACCCUGAAGCUGCUGCGCAUUGCAAAUCAGAACUUUGGUGCUCCGAGAAUGAUGCACGAUAACACAAAGGUUCAAUGGGACAGGCAUUGAAUGUUCUAUGUAGGAAAGCAUGCCAGCUUAAACCUGGAUCCUUGGACAUAGGAAAACAAUUGUUUGAAUCAGGAAGGCUUUUUAAGCAACAAUGUGGAUCACGUGCCAUUGUUAGAGUGUUGCUGCUUCAGAUGUAACUGUGCUCACCCCUUGGCAUCAAGUCGUGUAAUUCCACUCUGAUCAUUCAUUAUCCUUGGACUCUAAUGAAAGUUCAGCAGUGAUUUGUCUGAAUAUGCUUCGCACUCGCCUUUAUUCAAUGGAGAUUAUAACGGCACAUCUAUUGCCCAUGUUUAAUCAUGAACACACUGGAUCUGUGCAGGUUGCUCUCUCUGGAAAACUAUCUGCAGUAGAGUCUAAACAUUUGAAUAGGAGCACUCACAUACAGUGCCAAGAUGUCCCACAUUUCAGCCGUUAGUACAGGAGAGUAUUGGGAGUAAACAUAAAUAAGCAAGUAGGGGAAAUAUGAGCAUUCUUUAGUAUAGUUUUAGAGAUACACAGUAGAAACGGGGACAGUGCACACUAGUUCUAUGUCAUCCCAGUUUCACAUCCUACAGUUUUCAGGAGGCAAUUAACUUUCAAACCUGCACGUCUUUGAAAAGUGGGAGGAUACCGGGGCACCCGGAGAAAAUCCACGCUGUCACAGGGAGAACGUACAAACUCCGUAUAGAGGUCAGGAUCGAACCUGGGUCACUAGCGCAGUUAGCGAGCAACACUACUGCUGUGCCACUUUAAUGCCCACAUCUGUUUUUACUUCAGAAGGCCAAGAGGAACCAGAUAAACUGCUAGAGCAGGAAGAGGAGCAAAAUAUUCCAAAUCAGUCCAUCACAUUAUUUAUAACUUAAAAGAGGAGCAAGAUUUAAUAGGAACCUGAGGGGCAACUUUUUCACUUUUUCAGCUUGGUGGGUAAAUGCAACAAGCUGCCAGAUGACAUGGUUAAGGUCGAUACUGUAACAGCCUUUAAACACACUUUGACAUAUACAUGGAUACAAAAGAUUUGAUGGAUAUUGGCCAAACACAGGCAAAUUGGACUAGCUUAGAUUGGGCAUCUUGGUCGGCAUGGCAAGUUGGCCCAAGGGCCUGUGACCAUGCUCUACAGCUCUGUAACUCUCUAUGAUUUUAAAUGUAAAUCUGGAGGGAUAACCUCUCUGGAUUACUGACCACAUGAGAUAUCAUAAUGUCUUUGACUGAUUCAAUGAUAUUUUAUUGUCACACGUACCUAGGUGCAGUGAAAUUCUUUGUUUUUCCAUACAAUCCUGCAACAUCAUACAUCAGACUUCACCUACUGUAUGCAGUACACAACGAUUCUGAGAAUAUCGCUGCUCUUCAAGAUGUUCAAGGAGCUUAGCAGUGAACAUGUUUCUCCAUGUAGUCUUUCUAAGCAGCUGCUUUAUUUUAGUUUAGAGAUACAGCGUGGAAUCAGGCCCUUCGGCUCACCUGGUCCGCGCUGACCAGCGAUCCCCGCACAUUAACACUAUCCUACACCCACUAGGGACAAUUUUUACAUUUACCAAGCCAAUGAACCUACAUACCUGUACGUCUUUGGAGUGUGGGAGGAAACCGAAGACCUCGGAGAAAACCCGCGCAGGUCAUGGGGAGAACGUACAAACUCCAUACAGACAGCACCCACAGUCGGGAUCGAACCCAGGUCUCCGGCGCUGCAUUCGCUGUAAGGCAGCAACUUUGCCACUGCGCCACCGUGAUAUGGACUAAACAUGGUCAAAAAGGACUAGUUUAGAUGGGGCAUCUUGAUUGGCAUUGACGAAGGGUUGAAAGGCCAGUUUCCUUGCUCUAUGACUCUGUAACUCUAGAACCUAAGAAGUGCUUUCUUGACGGAUGGGAAUAUCAAUUAUUGUUGCAAGCCAACAGUAAAUCAGAGAUCAACCAUAGUGGCAAUAAUUUCUCCAGACCUACCUAAUACAUUUCUCCAUUUCCCACAACAGGCCUACCUAAUAAAGACAAGCAAAAGCAAUUGAGAUUGGCAAUUCUGGAGAUAAGCCAAAUUGUAGAUCAUGAAACGGGAGAUCUUCCCCUCCCUCUCCUGUUCCAUUUUGCUCUCCACUUAUUGUGUCUUUCACUCUGAUUUCCUUGAAGGUUUUUUUCCUUUUAGUCACGUUCUUCCUUUCCUAAGUAAGUGUUCCACAUUUUUCUGUUUCAUUGUAUCCUUUUUGCAGUUAUGUUUGUAUGUUAUUUAAGUUAAGUUGAGCUAAUAAUAUGAUAUGCACAAGCAUGAUAAUGUACAGGUGCAAUGAUCAUCCUAUACCAGCAGUGCAAGCACAUAGUUGCCAACCACACACAAAAACAUCAAGUACACAUAAAUUAUACAUAAAUUCUACAAGGCAGAGAAAAUAAAAAGGCUGUGCAAAAAGCAAGACAUUAGUGCAAAAAAGUUGAAAAUAAGUAUGAUUAUGCAAGGGGUGGUCUAUGGUGUUCCGUUGCUGAGAUGGGAUUAGGAUUAUGCAGGUUGAUUCAAGAACAUGAUUCUUGCAGAAAAGUAGUUGUUCCUGAACUUGGUGGUGUGGGUCUUCAGGUAUAUUUUAAUAUGUUAAUUGGAAACUCAUUAUGCGUGGUCCAUGUGCAAUAAUAGUUCAACCAUACUUUAUUCUCACAUUUGCUAAACACAGUGAAAUUAUUUCUGAGCUGCCAGAUUUGGCGCUAUUUCUAAAGUCUGGCCCACGCUCUAGGUCUUAUGGAGCGGCACCCGAUCCAGGUGAGCCCCAGGCUACUGCACGGCCUCCAGCCGUCGCCUUCAUCUGGAUUGUUCAGCGAACUGACGCCCAUUGUUCCUUUCAGAACAGCCAAAGAUCUUCAGAACCAGUGAAGUAACUAUAUAAUGAGCACUGUAUUUAGGCAGCUAACAUGGCUUCCUGCACCAACAGAGGAGUCAACAUCAGUUGUCGUGGAGAUAGAAUUUGUAAACAAAGUUCCCUGCCACAUUGAAAGCAGUGAUGCUGUCCCACAACAAUCCCAAGAGGCUUCUGUUCCAGGGAGCUACUGGGCAUCUUAUGGCAAAGAGAACAGUACAAGUACAGGCCUUGCUGCUUAUGAGUAACAUGCUCUUUGAUGGCCUUGGAUUCAAGUCUUAGUCUGGCAACAAACGCAAAAUCAAGGUUAACAUUCCUAAUACUGAGUAACAGGUGAGAUGUUAUCUGAAGCUGGGUGACUGCAGUGAGUUUCUCCUAAUUUUUUCACAAAUCCUUAUCUCAAAACCAAAUUAUUCGAUCCAGAUUUUCUCUUCGUUGUUACGUUGGAUUUUGUUAUACCUGUCCCAGCAGACACUUAUACUUGCAUUUGUAGCUCCUUCCAUACACCCACCAACAUCUGCAUGAAAACAUUGCCCCACAGGUUCCGAUUAAAUCUUUCCUCUCUUAAACCAAUGCCCUCUAGUUCUUGAUUCCCCUAAACUUUGAAAAAGACCCUAUGCAUUCCCCUCAUGAUUUUAUGACCUUCUAUAACAUUACCCCUUGGCCUUCGACACUCCAAGGAAUAGUGCAACCCUGCCUAACUUUCAAUGGCACAGGUCUUCAAGUCCUGGAAACCUCAUAAAUUACGAGGUAUCCUCAUAAAUCUUUUCUUCCUCAAUUCCAUGAUCUGUCUAAACUGUUUCUAGCUCCACCCCUAAUGAUCCAGCCUGCACAAUUCCCCUAAGAAGAGAAUUCCAUAAAUCACCACACGUUGUGAAAAGAAAUGUCUACGCACCUUGGUUUUAAAUUAGCGACCCCUGUUCUUGUAAUCAUGUCGCCUCAUUCCAGACGCCCUCUGGUGAAAAGAUCUCAACAGCUGUCCUAUCAUGGCCUCUUUAGAUUUUGCAUGUUUCAAUAAAUCACCCUUCUUCUAAACUUCAAGGAAUACAGGCUCAACCUGUCUCACAUAUCUUAAUAGGACAACCCUCUCAUCCCAGGAUUAUCCAACUGAAUCUCCUUUAGAUGGUCUCCAAUUCUAUUGCUUUCUUUUUUAGGUUUGGGGAUUAGAAUUGUGCACAGUAUUCCAGGUGUGGCCUCACAAACACAGUGUAUAUAUAUAUAUAUAUAACAAAACAUAACUUUCUACACUCCAACCUCAUCGCCAAUAUGCCAUUUGCCAUCUUUACCACAUGCUGCACCUGCCUGCGAACUUCUUUGUGAUUUGUUUGGGCUUGGCCACUUAACCUUGCCUGUAAAUGGACUGAACCCUGACAUUGACACCCAGCUGUUUACCUUUUCUGAUUUAUGAACAAUAACCGUGCUUCAAUUGGCAUUUGACCUUUAAGCCUGGUGUCUAAUCAGCAUGUUGGAUUGGAAACACCAUGAGUAGAAAGGGAAGAAAAGUUGCCUGAGAGUAAAGGUUGCACCCACAAAGCACGCCAAACAGAUCUGGAAAACCUGAAAAAGGUAGACAUUGCAACAGGUCUAAUCCUUGACAGGAGCAGGUAGCUAAGAGGAGAGAAAUUCAACUGCAGGUUGUAAUAUUACCCUGUAAUUUAAAAUAGAACACAGCUCACUCAGGCAGCUGAUCCUUGUUUCAUCGUGUUGAAGGGAAUACAAUCCAUUUGAAACUCUCCAGGGAUGAUAUUUUUUAAUUUUUUUAAAUAAAGCUCAGAUGGCAGUUUUGCCUUUCCGAAGCACCUUCUAAUCAGGGAUUGGUGAUUCAUUAUUAGCUUCGGUAGACAAUUCAUCUGACAUGAAAGGAGUAAAAAUUAGCAGCUGCCACACUGUGAUGAGUUAAUUUCCUGACAGAACUGACACUGAAAAGCCAUUUGGAGACAUGGAGAUGGCUGAUGAAAAUCUGGUGGUAGUUUAUAAUUGGAGAGAAGGAAAUGCUAGAAAAUAAGGAGCGGUGGAGACUAGAUAAUCUACAAGUGUUGUGAGCAGAGCAUAUGCCUGCAUAUAUACAGCAUGCUAUAUUGUGAUUUGUCAAAACAUAGUGUGGCAACCCAGUAAUAUUUAAAGAGGGAACAAAUAUUGAAAAAAAUGGCAUGGAAAAUGCACUUACCACUUUAGGCAUUUUAAGGAGGCAUUUUAUUUUUCACACAGAGACUGGUGAGUCUCUGGAUCUCUGCCACAGAAGGUAGUUGAGGCCAGCUCAUUGGCUAUAUUUAAGAGGGAGUUACAGUGUAUUCUGAAAGUAUUCAGACCCCUUCACUUUUUCCACAUUUUGUUACGUUACAGCCUUAUUCUAAAAUGGAUUAAAUUCAUUUUUUUUAUCAGCAAUCUACAUACAAUAGCCCACAAUAAAAAAGUGAAAACAGGCGUUUAGAAAUUUUUGCAAAAUAAUUAAAAAUAAAUAACUGAAAUAUCACAUUUACAUAAGUAUUCAGACUCGUUACUCAGUACUUUAUUGAGGCACCUUUGGCAGUGAUUACAACCUCAUGUCUUCUUGGGUAUCACGCUACAAGCUUGGCACACCUGUAUUUGGGUAAUUUAUCCCAUUCUUCUCUGCAGAUCCUCUCAAGCUCUGUCAGGUUGGAUGGGGAGUGUUGAUACACAGCUAUUUUCAGGUCCCUCCAGAGAUGUUCGAUCGGGUUCAAGUCCGGGCUCUGGCCGGGCCACUUAUGGACAUUCGCAGACUUGUCACAAAGCCACUCCUGCGUUGUCUUGGACGUGAGCUUUAGGUCGUUGUCCUGUUGGAAGGUGAACGUCUGCCCCAGUCCGAGAUCCUGAACCCUCUGGAGCAGGUUUUCAUCAAGGAUCUCUCUAUACUUUGCUCCGUUCAUCUUUACCUCGAUCCUGACUGGUCUCCCAGUUCCUGCCGCUGAAAAACAUCCCUACAGCAUGAUGCUGCCACCACCAUGCUUCACCGUAGAUAUGGUAUUGGCUAGGUGAUGAGCGGUGCCUGUUUUCCUCCAGACGUGACACUUUGCAUUCAGGCCAAAGAGUUCAAUCUUGGUUUCAUCAGGCCAGGGAAUCUUGUUUAGGUGCCUUUUGGCAAACUCCAAGCGGGCUGUCAUGUGCCUUUAACUGAGGAGUGGCGUCUAUCUGGCCACUCUACAAUAAAGGCCUGGUUGGUGGAGUGCUGCAGAUAUAGUUGUCCUUCUGGAAGUUUCUCCCAUCUCCACAGAGGAACUCUGGAGCUCUGUCAGAGUGACCAUUGGGAUCUUGGCCACCUCCC
This is a messenger RNA of Leucoraja erinaceus (little skate), 15564 nucleotides long. Its product is annotated as zinc finger protein 407-like. Lineage: Eukaryota; Metazoa; Chordata; Chondrichthyes; Rajiformes; Rajidae. The record is from RefSeq and is a predicted model, not a curated record. Gene Ontology annotation, biological process: regulation of gene expression. Gene Ontology annotation, molecular function: zinc ion binding; nucleic acid binding. Gene Ontology annotation, cellular component: nucleus.